Crotalus tigris (Tiger rattlesnake) is the source of this 1569-nucleotide messenger RNA. It is a transcript of the gene POLR2C, whose product is annotated as RNA polymerase II subunit C. Gene Ontology annotation, cellular component: RNA polymerase II, core complex. Bases 178 to 930 code for a protein of 250 amino acids. Lineage: Eukaryota; Metazoa; Chordata; Lepidosauria; Squamata; Viperidae. Gene Ontology annotation, molecular function: DNA binding; protein dimerization activity; DNA-directed RNA polymerase activity. Gene Ontology annotation, biological process: DNA-templated transcription. The transcript is spliced from 9 exons. The record is from RefSeq and is a predicted model, not a curated record.
CGGCAACCGGGCGCCCACCUCCCCCUGCCCAGAGCUGGCCCGGGCCCGGGGAGGGGGGGUCUCUGCACGGCCAAGCGGCCCUGGACACGCGGGGCUGUCCCUGCGUGGGGAGAUCCAGCCACGGCCAGGGACACGCAGGACUUUCCUUGCCCCAUUCCUGCGUGGGGAGAUCCAGCCAUGGCCAGCAGAGUCGCAAAUUCCAUCAGGAGAGUAUUCAUAGCAGAAGUUCCUAUUAUAGCUAUAGACUGGGUUCAGAUUGACGCCAAUUCGUCAGUGCUGCACGAUGAGUUCAUUGCACACAGGUUGGGUCUGAUCCCACUUACCAGCGACGGUGUGGUUGAUAAACUGCAAUAUUCCAGGGACUGCAACUGUGAUGAGUUUUGUCCCGAUUGUUCGGUGGAGUUCUCUCUCGAUGUCCGGUGCAACGAAGACCAGACUCGGCAUGUCACAUCUCGGGAUUUGAUCUCCAACAACUCCCAAGUUAUACCGGUGACAUCCCGGAGAAGGGACAAUGAUCCCAAUGACUACGUUGAACCAGAUGACAUCUUGAUUGUCAAGCUACGCAAAGGCCAAGAGCUAAGGCUCCGGGCCUAUGCUACGAAGGGCUUUGGUAAGGAGCAUGCCAAGUGGAACCCCACAGCAGGUGUGGCCUUUGAGUAUGAUCCAGACAACGCCCUGCGUCAUACAGUCUACCCCAAGCCUGAGGAAUGGCCAAAGAGCGAAUAUUCUGAAAUUGAUGAAGAUGAAGCCCAGGCUGCCUAUGACCCCAACGGGAAGCCGGAAAGGUUUUACUACAAUGUGGAGUCUUGUGGUUCUCUGCGUCCUGAGACUAUUGUGCUCUCGGCCUUAUCAGGCCUGAAGAAGAAGUUGAGCGAUCUCCAAACUCAGUUGAGUCAAGUGAUCCAGAAUGAAGUGUUGACCAUAAACUGAUGUUAGUUAACUGCUUGGAACAACCCUGGUUUCUGGGAAUGAUAAAAGCAGCUGAGAUUAGAGGCGGGCCUAAUUUGAACUCUGCCUCCAAAUCUGAUACCCGUUGGUGUUUUUCUCUUGCUAACUUUGGGUCAAAACAGUGUGUUGUUUGUUCUGAAUCAGUGUUUGUCAACCUCAGCCAUUUUAAAAUAUGUGGACUUCGAAUUCCAGAAUUUCCUGGCCACCAUAAUGCAUAGACUUUAACUCCCAUGUUGGCUGAGGAAUGCUGGGAGUUGAGGUCCAUACAUCUUAAAGUUGGUGAAGUUGAGAAACACUCUUUCUAAAUCGCACUCAGCAUUCUCUAACAAAAUAUUGGCCGUAGAUCAGAGAUGUCCAGCCUUGGCAUAUUUAAGGCUUGUGGAUUUCAACUCCCAGAAUUCUCCAGCCAGCCAUGCUGAUUGGGAAUUCUGGGAGUUGAGGUCCACAGGUCUUAAAGUAGCCAAGGUUGGACACCCCCUUGAGAAUAAAACCACCAACCUUAUCUUGUUCUCAUCUCUUCUGAGGUCUUGAGUGAAAAAUCUCCAGUUUGAGGAAGGUCCAUGUUAUCCAACAGAUGUUUGUUCAUACGUAAUAAAAAUAAAUUCUCUUUUGAGAAAGCGA